This is a messenger RNA of Brienomyrus brachyistius, 4132 nucleotides long. RefSeq names its product NACHT, LRR and PYD domains-containing protein 3-like. The transcript is spliced from 15 exons. Bases 209 to 3973 code for a protein of 1254 amino acids. The record is from RefSeq and is a predicted model, not a curated record. Lineage: Eukaryota; Metazoa; Chordata; Actinopteri; Osteoglossiformes; Mormyridae. Gene Ontology annotation, molecular function: protein binding.
CGUCAGUUACCGGAGGGCAGGGAAUCUCCACACCCCCCACCACGGGACGAAGCUGAUAAUGCCGACUCUGUCCGUAAAUGAAAGUGAAAGAUUUAAAGCCUGGGUCGGCGGUUCAGCAAGAAACACGAAUAAGAUUCUGGAAUAAUGUAAAGAUAUUUACAUUGCAAGAGAGCUCAGCAGGAAUCAUCUGCUCUGGAUCAGCACCAAAAUGGAGGGAGCUGCUUCUGAAAUGAGCCCCUCUGUGCAGCGUAAAACAAAGGGGACUGAGAGUGUCCUGAUGGAGAGAGCAGACUCACCUGCUCCCAGCUGUGUUUCCCUGAAGAGUGACAGGUCAAUGGAUCGACCAGUCAAAUUCAGAGAGGAACCUUUUCCUACAGAUCAAAGUGUCCUGAUGGAGAGAGCAGACUCCCCUGUACCCAGCUGUGUUUCCCUGAAGAGUGACGUGUCAAUGGGAGAACCACUCAACUUCAGAGAGGGACCUUUUCCUACAGAUCAAAGUGUCCUGAUGGAGAGAGCAGACUCACCUGCUCCCAGCUGUGUUUCCCUGAAGAGUGACAGGUCAAUGGAUCGACCAGUCAAAUUCAGAGAGGAACCUUUUCCUACAGAUCAAAGUGUCCUGAUGGAGAGAGCAGACUCCCCUGUACCCAGCUGUGUUUCCCUGAAGAGUGACGUGUCAAUGGGAGAACCACUCAACUUCAGAGAGGGACCUUUUCCUACAGAUCAAAGUGUCCCGGUGGAGAGAGAAGACUCACCUGCUCCCAGCUGUGUUUCCCUGAAGAGUGACAGAGUCCAAAUGGAUGAAUGCAGUUCAGAUGUACAGGGUAAACCGAGUUUAUCUUCCAUAUUGAAGUCACUAGAGGAAAAUGCAGUGAGGUUCCUGAAGGAUGAGCUGAAGAAGAUCACGAGGUACCUAGAUCAGAAUUACCCAGAAUUCUCUGAGCCUCAACUGGAGGAAGACAAUGACCUGGACAGUGAUGGUCAGAUGCAGCAGACCAGUGUUAGAGAGGCAGCUCUGAAGAUCACACUGUACACCCUGAGAACCAUGAAGCAAAAUGAUCUUGCUGUCAUGCUGGAGAAGAGGCAUCUUCUGUCACAAUGUCAGCGCAGAAUCAAAUGUAACCUGAAGAAGAAAUGUGAGUGUGUGUAUGAAGGGAAAGCUAAGGAAGGACAUCCAACACUUCUCAAUGAGAUUUACACAGAACUCUACAUAACUGAAGGUGGGACUGAAGCAGUCAAUGAUGAACAUGAAGUGAGACAGAUUGAAACAGCAUCCAAGAAAAGGCGAACAGAAGAUUCUAUAGUCAAGUGCAAUGAUAUAUUUAAACCCUUAUUUGGGCGUGAGACACCUAUCAGAACUGUACUCACUAAAGGGGUUGCAGGUAUCGGGAAAACAGUCUCUGUGCAGAAAUUUAUUCUUGACUGGGCAGAAGGAAAAGCAAACCAGGAUGUUCACUUCAUAUUUGCUCUUCCUUUCCGGGACCUGAAUUUUAUUGAGGAUGAAUACAGUCUGAUUGAACUGCUUCACCACUUUGUCCCGGAUCUGAAAUCAGUUGAAUCCGCUGAGCUGUUUAGGGGCAAAGUCUUGUUCAUCUUUGAUGGUCUCGAUGAGUGUUGCUUGCCCCUAGAUUUUCAGAACAAUGAGAGCUGGUUUGAUGUAACAGAGAAAACGUCACUGGAUGUGCUGUUGACUAACCUCAUUAAGGGAAAUCUGCUCCCAUCCGCUCUCCUCUGGUUAACCUCCCGGCCAGCAGCAGCCAAUCAGAUACCUGCUAAGUGUGUCCACCAGGUGACAGAGAUACGAGGGUUCAGUGAUGCCCAGAAGGAGGAGUAUUUCAAGAAGAGAUUUAAUGAUCAGAGCCUGGCCAGUAGGAUUAUGACACAUGUGGUAUCAUCAAGGAGCCUCUUCAUCAUGUGUCACAUACCUGUGUUCUGCUGGAUUUCAGCCACUGUGCUUGAGAGGCUUUUUAGCGAGACUGACAGUGGAGAAAUUCCAAGGACUCUGACUGAAAUGUACACACACUUCCUGAUCUUUCAGACAAGUUUAAAAAAUGACAAGUAUAGGCUACCGACCUCCGCAACCCUGAGUUGGACAAGUUGGUACAAGAAAUUGGUGGUGAGAUGGAUGAAAAACCAUGAAAGUGAGUUUAAUAAAUCUGGAAAGGAUUUCCUUUUAAAACUUGGUAAGCUGGCUUUUGAUAGCCUUGAGAAAGGCAAUCUCAUUUUUUAUGAGCAAGAUCUUACAGAGAAUGACAUUGAUAUCGCUGAAGCUUCAAUUUACUCUGGAGUUUGCACAGAAGUCUUUAAAGAGGAGUAUGGGUUGUACCAGGAGAAGGUGUACUGCUUUGUGCAUCUGAGCAUCCAGGAGUAUCUUGCUGCUUUAUAUGUGUUUCUGUCAAACUCAUCAGCUGACCUGCUGAAGACUGCUGUGGAUCAGGCAUUAGAGAGCAAGAAUGGACACUUGGACCUCUACCUCCGCUUCCUCCUAGGCCUCUCAACAGACUCCAGUAAGACUCUGUUACGAAGGCUACUGGGACAGACAAGAACCAGCUCACAUAACAUUAGGAUAAUAACCAAAUACAUCAAGGAGAAAAUAAAGGAGAAUUUAUCUCCAGAAAGGACCAUCAACCUAUUCCACUGUCUGAAUGAACUGGGUGACAAUUCUCUAGUAGAGGAAGUACAAGGAUACCUGAAUUCUGGAAGUCUUUCAGCAGAAGGUCUCUCACCUGCACAGUACUCAGCUCUGGCCUUUGUGAUACUGAUGUCAGAUGAGGAGCUGGAUGUGUUUGAUCUGAAGAAAUUCAUCAGAUCAGAUAAGGAGCAUUGGAGGCUGCUGCCUGUGGUCAAGACAUCUAGGACAGCACUGUUGAACAACUGUAAUCUCACAGGGGAAUCCUGUGAGGUGCUGGCUUCAGCUCUCACAUCAAACUCCUCACACCUGAGUGAGCUGGACCUGACUGACAAUAAUCUGCAGGAUUCAGGAGUGGAGCUGCUCUCUACUGGACUGGGGGAUUCACACUGUAAACUGGAGAUGCUGAGGCUGAAGAGCUGUAAUCUCACAGAGAAAUGCUGUGAGGCACUGGCUUCAGCUCUCAGAUCAAACUUCUCACACCUGAGAGAGCUGGACCUGAGUAACAAUGACCUGCAGGAUUCAGGAGUGAAGCUGCUCUCUGCUGCACUGGGGGACUUACACUGUAAACUGGAGAUACUGAGGCUGUCAGGCUGUAGAAUCACAGAAGAAGGCUGUUCUUCCCUGGCUUCAGCUCUGAGGUCAAACCCCUCACACCUGAGAGAGCUGGAUCUGAGCUACAAUCACCCAGGAGACUCAGGAGUGAAGCUGCUCUCUGCUGUACUGGAGGAUCCCAGCUGUAAACUGGAGAAGCUGAAUGUGGAUCACGGUGGAGAGUGCAGGACCAGACCAGGCUUACAGAAAUACUUCUGCCAGCUGACGCUGGACCCCAACACAGCACACAGACGCCUGUCUCUGUCAGAGGGGAACAGGAAGGUGACACAUGAGUGGGGGGCUGAGGAGCAGCCAUAUCCUGAUCAUCCAGAGAGAUCUGACUGGUGGGACCAAGUUCUGUGCAGAGAGAGUCUGACUGGCCGCUGUUACUGGGAGGCAGAGUGGGAAGGAGAUGAAGUUCGGAUAGGAGUGACUUAUAAAGGGAUCAGGAGGAAAGGACUGUGUGAUGACUGUUUGCUUGGAUGCAAUGGCAAGUCAUGGAGUCUGUGCUGUAAUCCUGUCAGUUACUCUGUCUGGCACAAUAAGGAACAGACUCUCAUACCCAUACAGCCCUCAGGUUCUUGUAGAGUAGGAGUGUAUCUGGACUGGGGGGCUGGUGCUCUGACCUUCUACAGAGUCUCCUCUGAUGGACUGACAUCACUGUACAGAUUCACCUCCUCAUUCACUGAGCCCCUCUAUCCAGGGUUUGGGGCUUAUAAUACAGACUCCACAGUGUCGCUGACGCUGGGAUAGCUCAUUGCAUAAAGAGGAAUCAUUUUUACUGUUCCACUGUGCGCUAUGUUACUGCUUCUCCACUGUAAAUCUCUGAUUUUUAACCUGUAUAAACCUUUUUACUCUGAAAUGUAUGUUUGACAGAAAUAAAUGACGGGGUUCAGCGAGUUGAACAAAAAU